Rhopilema esculentum is the source of this 1596-nucleotide messenger RNA. RefSeq names its product general transcription factor IIH subunit 2. Lineage: Eukaryota; Metazoa; Cnidaria; Scyphozoa; Rhizostomeae; Rhizostomatidae. The record is from RefSeq and is a predicted model, not a curated record. Gene Ontology annotation, cellular component: transcription factor TFIIH holo complex; transcription factor TFIIH core complex. Gene Ontology annotation, biological process: regulation of transcription by RNA polymerase II; nucleotide-excision repair; DNA-templated transcription. Gene Ontology annotation, molecular function: zinc ion binding.
AAAAAGUGGGGGGAGGGGGGCUAAGGCAAGAUUCUUCACCUUCGCCCACUUGUCCCAGAAUUUUGAUGCAAUUCAUAAUAUCCUGUCCCAUGAUUUAUAUUGGGAAAGGAUACCCAAUUCUGUGGCACAUCCAGUCAGUUCCAGACCGGCCCACACACUAAAGAAGACGUCAUUGCUACUUACAAAGUGAUUUGUACAGGGAAGCAAGGGGAUUUUGUUUUCCUGCUGCACACGAGAUCAAAAUGGCGGAUGAUGAUAAAGGAGAAGGGGCUGGAGGAUAUAGAUGGCUAAAUGAAUAUGAAAAAACUUGGGAGGUUUUACAGGAAGAUGACGAGGGGUCACUUCAAGCUACAAUUGAUGAAAUUAUUCAAAAAGCAAAACGAAAAAGGCUGCUUGUCCGCAAAGGAAAUGUCAGACUGGGGAUGAUGAGACAUCUAUUCAUUGUUGUGGACAUGUCUAGCUCUAUGAAAGAGAGUGACCUAUUAAGACCUUCAAGAAUUGCAUGUACUCAAAAGCUUCUAGAGAAAUUCAUUGUCGAAUAUUUUGACCAAAAUCCAAUCUCUCAGCUUGGUAUCAUAAUAACGAAAAACAAGAGAGCAGAAAAAAUAACAGAUUUGAGCGGAAACCCAAAACUACAUAUAACAGCCUUACAGAAUGUUGUAAACAAAGGUUGUUCUGGGGAACCGUCAUUACAAAAUUCGUUGGACACAGCACUAGCGGUUUUGAAGCAUCUUCCGAAUCAUGCAAGCCGUGAAGUUCUUAUCAUAUUUGGAUGCCUAACAACCUGUGAUCCAGGGGACAUAAAUGAUUCUAUUGCGGCGUUGAAAAGUUGCGAUAUACGAUGCUCAAUUAUAGGACUGUCUGCUGAAAUACGUAUCUGUAAGCAAAUUUGCAAAGAAACACAAGGCGAAUAUGGAGUUAUUCUUGAUGAAAAGCAUUUUCAAGAUCUUCUUGUGGAGAAAGUUCGUCCACCAGAGGCCAAGAAAAGUACUGCAGCUUCCUUAAUAAGAAUGGGUUUUCCCACACACAGGUCGGAUGGUCCACUUUCACUUUGCUCUUGCCAUAUUGACAAUCAGUCCGAAUGCUCCUUGAGCACAACCGGAUACUUUUGUCCACAGUGUCAAAGCAAGUAUUGUGAGCUGCCAAUGGAGUGUAGAAUAUGUGGCCUAACGUUAGUGUCUGCUCCACAUCUGGCAAAGUCUUAUCAACAUCUGUUUCCAUUAAGAGCGUUCAAAGAGCUCGAAGCUAAGGCAAUACAAAAUUUAGGAAAUUGUAAAGGCUGCCAAAGAUUUCAUACUGAUGCAACAGUUUAUGAAUGUUCCAAUUGUGAGCAAAUAUUCUGCAUGGACUGUGAUCUAUUUAUUCAUGAAACUUUGCACACCUGCCCAGGAUGUCAGACAGGCUCAAAAGCAAACUUGGAAAAUGACCUUGCAAAUGGAUCAUUGUGAUUGCUAUUGUAUUACAUGGGAUAUUACCAGCAACACCAGUACAUGUUUUCCAUGUUAAACCAUCAACAGCCCACAGUGAUAAAGAGGAGGGCCACACUCCACCGAGGUUUGAGACCGUGUUUAACAACGUCAUGUAUGUCCCUCCAAU